AUGGCUGUCGGAGUGGAGCAGCUCGAAACGCUUUUGGUUUCUGUCCACAAAGUGGAUGUUGAGAUCUUCAAGUUGCUCCGUUCUGACGGUCUGGAAAGUGUCGCGGACUUUGUCGGGCUGUUUACAGAAAAAGACUACGAAGAAGGCCUCAAGGACUACACAGAGCGGUCCCAAAACUUCAAAGGGAACAAGAUCCAGCUGUCGCGACUCCGAGUGGCGUGGUCCGUCGCAAGGAGAGACUUGAACUCCACGGUGCCCACGGAGAGCAUCGACUUUGAAGCACCCCUCGAGCCGGAGUUGCGGCGCAAGCAGGAGAACGAGUUCAAGACCAAGUACAACAUCACUUUGAAGAAGCAGAAGAGCGUAGAAGACUUGGCGAAGGUUCGAAGCUUCGCGGACGUCAGCCAUGUACCGCUGGCUCCUGUCACCAAAGCCAUGGGGGAUUUCCGAGUGGUGCUCAAGGAUGAAAUGCCUGACAUCUCUUUUCGCGACACUUUGUCUUUGCUCAAGGCUCACGAGAUCCUGUGCUUCGCCUGGGCUGUCACCGGCACGGCUUUGCAGACGUCCAAGCUCGGCUCCAACAGCCAAGUGCCGGAAUGCUCCUUGACAGAAGCAAUCUCUUACCAUUCCUUCUGCAAGGAACAGAUUCGACUUCACCCAGGUCCACCUGCAGCCGCCAUACGAUGGUUUCUGGAACGCGACCGUGCUACAAGGUUGGCGGCAGUGCAGUCGUACCAGUCGGGACUCCCUUGGGGCGAAGCUCUGCAGCAAGCUCGUGAGACAAAGACUGCAGUUCUUUGGCAGUGUGCCACCUCUUCGACGGGUGGUGUGCUUCCGCUUGCAGUGGACCCGGAUCCAGACAGAAAGCGGCCGCCGCCGAAGAAGGAGGACCCCGCCAAGCGACCUCGCGUGGAUAAAUCUGGCAAGCAGACUGACUUGUCCACUGGCAAGCUCAUUAGCCUAGCAGACCUUUGCGAUGAUUGGAAUUCCACUAGAGGAUGUACUGCGAAGCAGCGUGACUGCCCCAAGCAGAAGCUCCAUCGGUGCAAUGCCAAGGCUGCAAACGCCGUUUUUCGCCUAAGAUGCCCUCCAGAGAAGCCAAUUUUGGUGGUCAAUUUCUCCGCAGGUACAGGACCCGGCCAUCUGAGUGCAGCGCGACAGAUGGUGUUCCAGUGCUCCAGUGUUUUCAUUUUGGAACAGAUCACAAUCACUGCCCCCCAUGUAUCUCAGAUUUGCCGGGACUGGGCAGAUGCGCUUCAGCAGGUCGCAUCUGUGCACGACAAGCCUCUUCACAAGCUGUGGUACGCUGCCGACCCCUGCCCAGGUCUGUUUGCCCAUGAUGGUCUGGGUAGUGCAGACCUCGACGAUGCCCCUCCUCUGGUCGUGCACGCUGCGGAUUUUGGUUGGGUGCAUACGUCAUGUUUUGUCUGGGGCAUCGGAAGCACAGAGUUUCACGUUGACCUUUCCGGCUUUCAUUUUCACGAGAAGGGAACCUUGCAUCCAAACGUGCAUGUCAUCAGAUGGCAUGGACAAGAUUGCCCAAACAUUUCGAUCGUUCAUGGUCAAGCCAGUCAAGCUUGCAAGGCACCGGCAGCUUUGCUCCCCACGUACACUGAGGGACGGCUUGUUUUGCACCACCUGCAUCAGGCUCAUCAAACUCAGCCAUCUGUGCUUCUUGAAGCGUUGCGAGAGAAUGGCAUUGCAGAUGAGACUGCCUGUUGGAGUGAUGCUGGGAAUUUGGAGCUCUUGAUGGGUUAUCCUCGAGGAUAUACAGCUGUGUUGAACUCCUUCAGCCACCAGCAGCGAGUGAGCCUGUUGUCCACUGCGGUUCACGUGCCAGCUUUAGCAGUGUGUUUGUCUGCGAUGCUCUCGCACCUGCCACGUCAGCCUGAGCCGGCAUGGUCCAUGCCCUGGGAGCCUUGGCCGCAGUUUCAGACUUCCUUGGUGGAGGGUCCUUCAGCCAGAGAGUGGUUUGAAGACAUUCUGAGCAUGCUGCCUCUUCUAGGGGCGUCUGCCGAUCUGCUGCAAAGCACGUGGGAGAAGUUCUCAUCCCUAGACGUUGAGCCCUUUUUGAUUUAUGAGAAUUGGUGCUUGUCUGAAGGGCGCCCUUUUAAGGGAGGUUUCGAGUGGGAAGUGCUGCGUGCGCAUGAUCCCACAAGAACUGCAAACCAAAAAAAGCAGGACUUUGCUGAAGAGGUGCCAAUCGACAGACAGAUUUCUGCACAGGAACAUCUGUCGGCUGCCUUGUCGUUGCAGCACCCGUUUGCCCACUCGCCGCUGCUUGAGCAGGACUUGCAGUUUGCCAUCCAAAAUGCCUGUCAGUAUGGCUUGCAAGUAGCUCGACACAGAGAUGUAGCUUUCGGCCACUUGCGUAAACUAGCCAGGGCCCUCCAGUCUCUUGAUGCACACCUACUUGCUUGUAGACCCGUGCAUCAUGUUGACGGUCUUCGCCCUGCUAUGUUUGCUGCAGUCAUAUCCAUUUUGAGAUGGCCUGACAGGGACCUCCCCACGAAGUUAGUUCGCGGCUUCGAGCUUGUGGGUGAUAUUCCCAGAUCUCAUAUUUUUCGUCCGAUCUCAUCGCCUCCACAGCCUGCCGUUCCCCUGUUGGGCCAGGACGUGCAGCGCUACGUGGAUGGCCUUGAGAAGGACCUCCGCGUCCACCCUCGCGCGGAGGUGAUCCUGGAAGAGACGUUGAAGGAGCAGUCGCUCGGCUUAGCCGGUCCGUUUAGGGACAGAGCCUACUUUGAUAAUUUAUACGGCAAAGGAGCAUGGCGGCCUUUGAAGCGUCAUGUCAUCCACCAGCAUGACAAAGACAGGCCCAUUGACGAUGGGAAAGCUGGGCGCCAUAACGAGUGCUCACAGCUUGUUGAAACCAUAGUCAAUCAACACGCUGACUUUCCAGCGGCUGUGCUUCAGUUUUGGGCGCAAACGGCUCUCCGAAUGCUCCGCGAGGUUCAGCCAGAGGCUUCGCCUGAUGAUCUUUUUCGAAUUGUUCCAUGGCUGCAGAUAGCGGUGGGUACAGAUGACAUGUGGAAAGGUUAUAGGCAGCUGCAUGCUUGUGAGGCACAUGCUCCUGUGUCAGUUGUCACAUUUGUGCACCCUCACACCAAGCAGCGAGUGUAUUCACAGCUCUAUGGCCUCCCUUUCGGGCUUGCCAGUGCUGUGGUCCAGUUUAACAGAGCCCCGCAAGUGCUCACUGCAACUUUGCGUAGGGUCUUGUUCUUGGUGUCUGGCCAUUACUUCGACGAUAGCACUCAGUUUGAGUACACGUCGUUAGCCAGUCACACCAAAACUGUCUUCGUUCGCACGAUGUCUUUGUUUGGAGUGAAAUUGGGACAUCCGAAGCGCCAGCGCUUGUCCCUCUGUGCCAAAUUUUUGGGACUCCUGACAGAUGCAACGGAAAUGUCUCGCAGACAGGUCGUUCACUUGUCGGUGGCACCAUCCACGAAGAUUAAAGCAACAUGCUUGCUCAGGCAGCUUAGUGACGCUAGUCGGGUCACACCUGCUGAUGCAGCUAAGUUGCGCGGCUUGUUCAACUGGCUUGAAGGUACAUUCAUUGGCGAGCCCUUAAGUGGCGCUUUGUCAGCUUUUGUUGCCCGCCAGUAUUGGGAGCAGACUGAUGCCAUCACUGAGCCCCUCAGGUUGAGCAUGAAUUACUUGGACGUCGUGCUCAGGCACAUGCCGGCUCGCACGGUCCGCAUGUUCCCGCGCCCCGAAGCGCCUGUAGUGAUUUAUACUGAUGCUAGCACAGAGGCCCCAUGUGCAAGCGCAUGCCGCCUAGGCAUGUACAUAGUUUGCGAUGGUCGACAUUUUGUUGCUAGCGUAGACGUGCCUGAACAUGUCAUGCUUUUAUGGCGGGAACGCCAGACAUAUAUCAAUGUCCUUGAGCUUGUUGCAGUGCCGUUAUUGGCCAUGUCAGCUCCCCAGUUCUUCCGAGGGCGGGACGUUGUCCAUUUCAUUGACAACCAAGUGGCUUUGCAGACACUUAUCAAAGCUGCCUCGCGUGUGGGUGACAUCAACCACAUUUCGCUCCUGGCAGGUUUGUGCUUUGCCCAGCUUCACUGCCGGCCCUGGUACUACUGGGUCCCAUCUGAGCAGAGCGUUUCAGAUCCGCUCAGUCGUCUCGGGUUCCAAGAUCCCGCGAUUGCUGCUGGCAUCACUUGCGGCAAGCUUCAGCCGCUUAGUAUCCGCCCUGAUUUCUCUGUGUUUCGUGAAGACAUGGAGAUUGUGAGAAUUGUCAAGGCCGCGGCCGAUACGAGACCCAGGCUACAUCGCGAUGAGUGCGGGGAGUUCGCGAUGCUCGUUGUUUGGCUGAUUGGUUUCGACGGCGUCAUGUACGACGGGGAUGACUUCAUUGAUGUCGAUUGGCACCCAGCAGAUUUACGGCUAGGCGACCGAGUUGGAGUGCUCGUCACACCUGCAGGUCUGCUCAAGGUCUAUGUCAAUGGGAAGUGGCGUGUGGACGGCCCGUCCAACGUUGAUGUGAGUCGGGCACUUUUCCCGGCAGUUGACCUUAUCGGCAACACGGACGGUGUGGAAUGGAUUCCACAGGCCCGCUGUCCUGCCCAUCGGCCAUCGGCCAUGUCGCGUCCCGAGCGAGGCUUUCACCGCGGCUCUUUGGGAAGAGCCCUUCGUUUGUCUGCCGACGGCUGGUCCGUGGAGCAUCAGAAUGGCGAGUCACUCCACGGCACCGCCUUGGGAGCUGCAGCUACGGAGCUCGUGGAGGGAGUUGGGCGUUACUUCGAGGUGCACAUCGACGAGGUCCUUUCGGAUCAGCCCGACGGGAUGGCCCUGGGCUUCACGAGUCACAGGCCUGAGGAGGUCGUCGAGCCUCCCGCAACCUCGGACGCACUUCGCGAUGCGUGGCUUGCGGGCUUCGAUGGGGCCGUCUGGGAUGGUGGGAAGACUGAGUGGCUUCUCAGCAACUGGGACACCCGCAACCUCGCUGCCGGCGAUGCGGUUGGUGCCCUGAUCGAUCCGCAAGGGACGUUGCGCAUCUUCGUCAACGGCUGCCAGGUGGUGCGAGGUCCGAAGCUGCCCCAGUCCACGUGUUCCCCGGAGGCACACCUUUACCCGGUGGUCGACCUUCUGGGUGCCGUGCGACGGCUUUCCCUUCUGCCGAAGGCGACCUCACCGUCACUCGCGCCGGAAGAGGUGGCGGCGGAGAAGGAGGCCCCGGAAGGCUUCAUGACCGGCUUCCACCUCGAGAAGGCUGGCCCGGCUUUGCUUCUCUCCGACGAGGGCCACGCCGCCGCACGCCGGCACGGCCAUUCGCCGCUCCAAGGCGGCAUCCUGCUGGGCAAUGCGCCGCUGGAGGCUGGGAAGGAUGGCAGCGUGGGCUACUCGCUGACCAUCGCGACCCCAGCAGACGCGGGUGAGACCGAGGGCAUGGCCAUCGGCAUCACCACACGGCCACCUGCAGAGCUGACUGCUGUUCCCACCACUGCAGACGAGGUGGAUCCAUCCUACAUGUUGGGCUUCGAUGGUGCCGGCUGGGACGGCUCAGCGAUGAAGUGGCACUACAGCGAGUGGCAGCCCUCUGAGCUCAAGGCAAACGAUGUCGUCGAUGUUGUGCUGGACUCUUCUCGUCGUUUGAAGGUGUCAGUGAAUGGCGAGCAAAAAGCUGUGCAAACCAUGCAGGUCUCGAAUCAGAAGGGCCCCUUCUACGCGCUCUUGGACAUCUACAGCGCCGGCCUUGGGGUCGGGGCCCUGAGAGGGGUCAAGGCUAAGAUGGGCGAGUGCUUGCGCCCCGGCGCCGAAGAGUUUGACAAGGGAAUGCCGGUAGCGUAA
Molecule: messenger RNA, 5790 nt
Organism: Symbiodinium sp. CCMP2456
Lineage: Eukaryota; Dinophyceae; Suessiales; Symbiodiniaceae
Source: the annotation of a GenBank genome assembly